ACUCACAUGUGUGAGGUUAGAUCAAACGUAAAAUCUAUUUUAGUGAUACAAGUUCACCGUCACAUUUUCAUGCCAAUAGGAAAAAAGGUGCCAUUUGCAUGAUCAACGGGCAAGUCGAUUAUCGCUCCAAUUGAAACCAUAACAAAACAAUCCGCAACAAGCGAGGCUAUUCAUGCGUAUGUCCAUGCGCGGUGAGAAUCGCCGUGGUACCGUAAUACGGUCAUUAUGGUUAGAAAAUCAAUACAUUUAGCCCAUUUGGUUAUACAACAGCCUUGCAAACACUUGAGUUCAAAUCCGAGAUUAAGCAAUACUGAAGCAAUUGCGAAGCGGAACACACUCUUUAGCAAUGAAAAAUCGCGUCAGGCGUCGCUAGUCACUCGAGUCACGAAAAUCAAAGUGAAGUACGAGGGUACUCCAAAGCCUUGCACAAUGAUAAUGAACAAGGACAUGUCGACGCCGUAUGACUGCGCAAAACAUCUACCCGAACCCAUCCGAAAAAGAGCUGUUAUAGCCUAUGUAGAUGGUAAACCAUGGGAUAUGCACAGACCGUUGGAGGAUGACUGCACGCUUAAUCUAGCCCAUUUCAAGGAUCCCAACAAGGCUUGGAUCAACAUGGUGAACAAAGCGUUUUGGAGAAGCUGUUCAUUUCUAUUAGGGUAUGCUAUUGAAAGAGCUUUCAAGGACGAACACCAUGUACUUUUACACUCUUGGCCGGCUCCAGCAAUUGAAAGUGGCUCCUUUGUUUAUGACGUGGCGUUGUCAGUCGCCAAUUGGAGGCCCAGACACGAGGAGUGCAGAAUUUUAGGAUCUUCCGUACAGCGGUUGACAUAUUUUUCGGAGACGUUUGAGCGACUCGAAGUGGACGCAGGCGUGGCGAAACAAAUGUUUGAAGAUAACAAAUUUAAAUACGAGCAAGUAGACCACGUCGCAGCAGCAUCUAAACAUGGCACAGUCAUUCUGUAUCGUUGUGGCGACCACGUCGACAUGAGCUGUGGGCCAAUGAUAGCGAAUACAUCGCAGGUUACGCAUUUCAACGUUGUCUCAGUUCAUCCCUUUGAAACACCCAUAGGACUCAUGCAGCGGUUUCAGGGUGUCGCCAUACCGUCCUUUUUUACGAUGAGUCCAUUCGCAAGAAAUGUCCUCAAGAAACGAGCACUAGCUAUGAACACGACCGGCCUUCCUCAAGAAGCUACUCAAACGCUCGAAGAUGCAGAAGCCAAUUUAGCAAAGGCUAAAGAAGAGGAGGAAAACGUCGAUCAUGAUGAAAAUAACCAACACGAUUACACACCAAAAGAACAUCAAGCGGCACAAUAAAAAAGGACACAAUGAAUCUUGGAGCCUGACUGUAGCGAAAAGCAUUGAAUCAAUGAAGCACGCCCACAGAGAUACAGGCCAUUGUAUAUCCGUAUUCAUCAGCUACUAUAAAAAGAGGAAGCACAGUAUCUAGCGAUCCUGUUGCUCUUAUCGAGUUCAAUUGUUUGUAAAGUCGCAAAUUAAGGAUAGACAAAUCGGGGAUCUUUUUUAUUACAUUCUAUAUAAUUGAACCAAGCAACUGCAUCUGCUUUGAAGAAGGUUUUGUGUUCGGGCUGAGCUAGAGCUCCGUGCCAUUAUUACCUUUUAAAUCCUGCACCCAUUAUUCUGGGACAUGAAGGUUUGUGUCCGAUUGAGGGAAGAUACAAUGAUUAAUCUUGGUAGUGCGUGAUGAAAAGGUGCCUGCAGUCGUCGGUUACUAUGGGAUAGGGCCCGACUUGGGCGAGAACAUGUAAAAGCGUCCAGGCGUCAAAAGAGACGAAGAUGGGAAAAUCGUGCGGAGCUCAACGGAAAGCUCGAUGUUUUUAUUACCUAUAUGUGCUAGUUUGAAAUAGCGUUGUAGAUAGUUACUGCAGUACUAAAAAAUAUACAGUGAUUUUAUAUAAAUGCAUACGUACUAUUGUGCCUUUACUUAACGUAAAUACAGUGUGGUCGUAUCGUUCCUAUCUACCAUGGCUAGUACCUAGAAGAUAAUUAUUGAAGAAUAAAGGCUAACACAAAUCAUAAUGACAUUAUGGAAAGAAUUAGCAUCAUUUAUUUAACCAGAAAACAUUCUCAGCUGGUUGUAUCACGCCGAAAAGAUACUCACAUAUAAUUAGUUAUUCCCAUUUAAAAUUCCUUCAACCGUAUUGUUCCAUUUAAUGAAGACUCAAGUGGGAAAUUUAGAGAAUUUCUAUUUCACUUUUUAUUUAGGAAUAAGACUAUAACGUUUCGUAGAUUUUUAAUAUGCUGUUUAAUAGUUAAAGAAGAAUACUCUUAUGAAUGGCCUUGUCUCAAUAAAACUAAUUUUCCUGUGUUUUAACAGCACACUUUAAAUAUAUAGACCGCACGUCCAACAUGAUAAAAUGUUGCUUACUUAAUAUUAUCCUUAUUUUAUACACAUUUGGUUUUGAGCGUUUUUCAGGUGAAAGUCGAACUCGAUCCUUAAGCGGCUGGCUUUUUUAGGUCAACAACAACCACAACGGUGACGAAUUCAAGCUAAGUUAGUUUUUAAUUAAUGGUAGUUUACGGGUAUCAUCGUUUUCUCAAACCAGUCAUGCAAGACGAAUGCUUAAACGCUGUCUUGAGAAAGUGGCAAGAUAUGGAUCGUACGGAAUAGGCAAUAUGAAAACAAAGUACUUGACAGUCAAUGUAUAUCUCUACGAUAAAGCAUGCGCAGUAGAACAAACUACUUUUGUCUUCAGGGAUCUUUAAAGAUUACGUUUUUUGCGGAGGCGUCAAAUAUGCACUGUGAAAAAGGGAAUAGCUUUUUAUAAACUCAAAAAUUGUUAAUUAGUCAUUAACUAAAUUCCAUACAGCGUUACGUUUUAUGUAGCGUCUACAGUAACGUAUGCUGCGUACUGUUACCUAGGUCUAUUCAAUUCGAAAAUCUGCAUUGUUACACUAUUUUUAGUAUCGAAAGCAUACUCACCAGUGGCGGUGUAGGUUCGGAUCCUACACGUUUCGUGUAGGACGCUGGGAACCAGCUGUCUGAAGCAAUGCAUUACUGCACUACUAAAGAUAAAACUUGUAAUAUUUAUUUAUUUAGUACCUAUAAUGUAUCAGGGGUAGUUAUGUGUAUGGACUGAAUGGUGUAUUGACCUCGUAAAAGUGAUUUUGUUAAUCCCGUAACCAGUUCUUUGCUAUUAGUAUAUACUUAAUGUUAAAAAAAAGUCAACUUAUAGUAGGUAAUGUUCUGUCUAUUUCCUUUACAGUCCCUUUAGUUCCCGUAAUGGCGCAGUACGUACUGUGUUCGCCUACUAAACCUGGGGGGUAGUUUGUGUAACGGGUUCGAAUUCAAACAUGUACACACAUUCUGCUUUAUACUGAAAACCAGCCCUCUUAUAAAAUGCCCAACGGCGGUAUCGGACGUAGAAGUCGAAACAUUUAGAGCUUCUCAAAAAAUUUAUAAUAAUUAUGACACAAGAUUUAUUAUCCACACAGAACGUGGCAUAUAAUUUACAUUUCCGCUAAAUCUUUAAAUACUUAAAAAUUACUAUAUAAUUGGUUGUGAGAUUCUUUCUCUAAUUCUGCGAUUAUCAAUAAGUACGGUCGCUAAAAUGGCCCGGUGGUAUGCGGGUUAUAAAAGCACAGAGUAAUAUAUUCCUAUAAAAAAUGCUCAUAUUGUAGCAGUUAAACAGCUAGAAUGACAUACGGAAAUGCUCAUUUAUUCUUAGCUGAUCCAACAAUGGUUAUCGUACAUCUUGCUCAAAUCGAUUUACAGAUCGAUACAGGACUAAUGCAAACCUAACAAGAGAUUGCUAACCAUUUCACUUGAAGGAGUGAAGAUGCAUAAAUGAUUAUUAUUAAACAACUCCGAAUUUAGACUAUGUUAAACUACAGUUUGUCGCUAAUGCUAGUCUGUAGGAUUGUUGCCUAGAUCGACUUCGUAUUUGUUGAAUUAAGUGUCAUUUCGUAAAUAAUAUAUAUAAGUAUCAAUAUAAGUAAUCAUAUAAGUAACCAAUACCAGUAUUAAUUAAUGUUAGUAGAGGUAGUAAUGAUCACAACUGCUAGAAGGUACCGCAGUACUAAUUCUACUAGUACACUUAGUACUGGUAGAAUUAGUACUGCGGUAAAUUAAUUUCCUCUAAUCUAAAUUAAUGGUAAAGUUAAUCUUAUUUUAAGUUAAUUUAGGUUAAAUUGAUUUAAUAUAAUUAAUUUGACCCGAAAAUUUAAUACUAAGCCGCUUUAAUGGUAAGUGACGAAAACUAAAAUCAAAGAGAAAUAUUACUGACUGGUAGCUAAUCUGGCGCCCUUCAGUAAAUGUUUAAGGUCAAGAGAGAACCCGCUAGCAUUAUCUUCGUGUUCAGUCAAAAUUCUGUUAAUUCUACACUUAAUAUUCUAGAACAUUACAGCUUGUAUAUUAUUGUAAGAACGCGUGCUAAUGAGUCGUGGUGUGCAGAAAAGUGAUUUCAGACGUCGACUAUUAUGGGCAAAAAACCUGACGAACGAUGUACAGAAGCGCGUGCCAGAAGGUGACAAGAAAAUAAAGUACGUUGUUUAUGGGACAACGUGUUUUUAGGAUUGAUAUUAUAUAUUUUAAAAACACAUAAGUAUUUGUUUUUGUAUUAUGAAGUUAAGAGUCCUGUUGUGUACACGUAUUGUGUCUUAAUGCACCAUUUGGAUCUGAAUUAAACACUAUGGCACUUUGAACAUAAAACAUUUUAACACUAGUUGUGUACUCUUUCUGAAAUAUCGUGUUUUAUGGUUAGUUCCAUUAAAUAUAUUGCCAUUUUUUUCGUUUUGUUUCAAGUUAGGAACCGCACAUUUGAUAUUGAAGGGAGUUGCUAAACCUGGCUGGACGUGUUCUUCAACACCAAACCUGAAAAUUUCUGUUCACAAAAAGAAAUUGGCAAAAACUUAUUAUCCGAUUUAAUAUUAGGCUGUUGGAAACGCAUCCGGUAAACUUGGAAAUGGAAUAACUUUGGAACUAGUUGGGCUGAAAUGAUGAAUAGUUAAUGUGCGUUAAAGGUACUAUUGUUUUUUAAUUUUUUUUAGGCACUCGUCCGGGCAUUCUAGCAGCUUCUGGAUUACCACCUAUCUACCAUUCCCGUUCUUAUUUGUAAUUUCCUAAUCUAUGGCUUCUCGAAAUACAUCAAUAGUGGUAUAUGUACAUUGUACUAUCACAUUACGUCCGAACCUGCUCGACACUGUCAUUAAACUCAGUCUUUCUUUAGAGCGACGUCAUUCCACCUCCUUGUCCUUCUUUGGCAGGUGUUAGAAAUUGAACCAUGCCUUGUCUACGGGGACUGUAUGCCCCAGGCGGUUUUUUUGUAGAUUGCACCUGGAAUAUGCCAUACAUUACUAAUUUCCUGGACCUCUUUAUCAGCUUGGGUCAUGGUUCGGGAUAUAUUUGAUAUUACUUCGAAACCACGACUUGCAGGGACGGUCAUUUCGUCAUCCUUCCCUUUGAACCGUUCCAGUCCAUCCUCCAUUCUGGCUCUAAUUUCCUCUUGACCAGAGACGCUGGGUCGCGAGGGGGACCGUAUUCCCUGCUCUCCCGUUAAUACCAAUUGUAAUGUGUCAGGCCCGUGAUUAUUUAGGGUCUGUCCUUCUAUUAUUCUCUUACGUCUCUAAAUUUUACCUGUUACUGGCACGUGGUUCAAAUGUCUAUUUCAUUUCAAAAUUUGGCAGGUUCGCUUGUAGUAGCUUUUAUUGAUAAUUUACAAUCUAAGGAAUCCAGAAUUAGAUCCAUGUUAAAGUUCUGUGAUUCCGUUUCCUCUGUGUAUGAAAAAAAAUAUCCUCUCAUCUAUAGGUAAAACGAAAUAGAGCGAAAUAAGGCCUCUGCGUAAUAACGACACUUGGUUGUCUGUAAAUAAUUGUAGUUUAUUUUAGGGAAUAGUACACACGCAUAAUGUUCAUAUGUACAUGGCUCUCCCGGUACGGGCUUCUGGCCGAUCAAAUACAGCGACGCAUAUGGAACAUGUUUUUCGUCGUUACCCAUUCUACUACCCGCCCGUAAGUCUCCACAAUGUUUCCUCUCACACGCGCCUCUAUCGAGUUCGCCUCCAGCCUCGACCCCGACCUCCCGUAGGCAAUCCUUUACAAUCAUGCCACUUCUUCGCCCUCGCCCAUCCCCUGUAUAUAGCUACCUACGUUUUUCAUUUAUUACUUCACACCCUAUUUCAUUCGGUCGUUCGUUCUAUCGCAAUUUCGUUUUGUUACCUACCCAAGCAGCCAGCCAGUCGACCCUAGCCUUUACUCUGUGCCAAGUGUCGCAGCUGCAAACUAUCAUAAUCAUCAUUAUUAUUAAUUAUGAUCGUUAUCAUCAAAGUCUUCUCCUUCAUCCUGAUCAUUGGCAUGAUCCAUAAUUUUGUUUGUGUUUUUCAUCACCGUCGUAGUGUCGUGGUCAUUGUGUUUCGCCUUUCUUAUCCAAGAUGGACUCGCCUCCACAAAUACAGACAAGACCAACAUUUUAAUUUUCGGCCUACUUCUCCUGUCUCUUCUAUGUAAUCACUAUUAUCGUACUAAUUAGCGGCAUGCUCAUCAUAAUCAUUAUCAAUAUUCGUCAUUAUAGUCGUGGUACUAUCAUCAUCAACAUAGUCAUUGUUAUCGAUACAAAAAUUAAAUCGACGAAAGCCGUGCUCCCAUGUAGAUAAUCAUCAAAACUGUUAUUUACGGGGUCAUAAGAGGACAACAUGGGGCAAAGACAGAAGGGAAAAACCGCAAGGAGAGUACAAUAAGGAAUGCUAGGCUUUUCAGAGUUUGAAAAAAACAAAUAAGCUUGAGUUUAGUAGAAGAUUACAUAUAGGACUCCUCGUGUCUAUGGGAGCACUGCCUUCGCCACCGCAGAUCGCACUCUUCGCGUCCUUACCCCCCUCCCUCAAAAACGCUGUACAAUAAUUACAGUAACUUGCCAGCCAGCCGAAAUAAAAAGCGUAAACAAGGACAGGAAAGAGAUCUUAACCCCGCCCUAUAAUGGGUUGCUUCAUUUCUUUAACCUUUUCUUCGUGCUCGCUUUUCUUUUUGUAUUUUUAUAUAUGACACUCGGUACUCGUUCAUCUAUAUUUUUCAUCAUCUUUUACACGAUUUGUUUUAUAAUACUACUUUACUAUUAGACACUGUGUGCUUUCUUUGUCGCGACCAUUUCCCUCUUCAAAAAAUUCGGGAUACUUUCGCCUUCUUCGUAUACUCUAUCCCUUCUACUGGAGUCCGUUUUUUAUAUAUAUAUAUAUAUAUUUUUAUAUAUAUUUCAUUCAAUUCAAUUUCUCACGCUUCCCUUAACUUAGUGCAUUUCUUUCGUCUCAUAUUUUCUUUCCUAUGCUUUUUAAUGUAAUAUAUAGCGUUGGCCGGAACCUUAUGCUCUUAUCUGUUUUUCACUGUAUAUAUUUCUAU
Molecule: messenger RNA, 7344 nt
Organism: Varroa destructor (honeybee mite)
Lineage: Eukaryota; Metazoa; Arthropoda; Arachnida; Mesostigmata; Varroidae
Gene: mRpL39
Product: mitochondrial ribosomal protein L39
Biological process (GO): threonyl-tRNA aminoacylation
Cellular component (GO): mitochondrion
Molecular function (GO): threonine-tRNA ligase activity; nucleotide binding
Source: RefSeq, a predicted model, not a curated record